AUGACGGCACAGUUACCUGCCUCCUCCCUCUUCCCUCUUCUGCUAGUCGGCGUCAUGUGCACGAAUCCCAAGCCCCCAGAGAAGGUGAAGAUGGAUUGCUACAAAGAUGUGAAAGGCACCAUCUACGAAUAUGACGCCCUCACUCUUAAUGGAAAGGAACACAUUCGGUUCAAGCAGUACGCGGGCAAGCACGUCCUUUUCGUCAACGUGGCCACCUACUGCGGUCUGACAGCUCAGUAUCCUGAACUGAACGCACUUCAGGACGAGCUGAAGCCCUGGGGCCUGGUCGUGCUGGGCUUUCCCUGCAACCAGUUUGGGACCAGGAACCAGGAACCAGGAGAGAACUCGGAGAUCCUUCCGGGGCUGAAGUAUGUGCGUCCAGGGAGAGGAUAUGUACCGAAUUUCCAGCUUUUUGAGAAAGGGGAUGUGAAUGGCAAAACAGAACAGAAAGUCUUCAGCUUCUUGAAGCUUUCCUGCCCUCACCCCUCUGAGGUGCUGGGCUCUUUCAGACACAUAUCCUGGGAGCCGGUAAAGGUCCACGACAUCCGCUGGAACUUUGAGAAGUUCCUGGUGGGGCCCAACGGGGUCCCUGUCAUGCGCUGGUUCCACCAGGCUCCCAUCAGCACCGUCAGAUCGGACAUCCUGGAGUACCUGAAGCAGCUAAAAACGAAAUAG
Messenger RNA from Puma concolor (puma), 675 nucleotides. RefSeq names its product epididymal secretory glutathione peroxidase-like. NCBI's taxonomy places the organism in Eukaryota, Metazoa, Chordata, Mammalia, Carnivora, Felidae. Gene Ontology annotation, molecular function: glutathione peroxidase activity. Gene Ontology annotation, biological process: response to oxidative stress. The record is from RefSeq and is a predicted model, not a curated record.